This is a messenger RNA of Paecilomyces variotii, 1180 nucleotides long. RefSeq names its product Bromodomain associated domain protein. The record is from RefSeq and is a predicted model, not a curated record. Gene Ontology annotation, molecular function: protein heterodimerization activity. The transcript has a single exon. Bases 126 to 770 code for a protein of 214 amino acids. NCBI's taxonomy places the organism in Eukaryota, Fungi, Ascomycota, Eurotiomycetes, Eurotiales, Thermoascaceae.
UUCUUCUUCACACCAGCACCACCAUGACCUCGCACCUGCUCCGCUCAGCUCUCUCAAGUCCUGUCGCAAACUGAUAUACGGCUUGAAUCUAAUUGCUCUUCUUCUCCAGUUCUCUAUUUGCCACCAUGUCCGCGCCGAAUCUCUACAAUGCCCUUUUGCGACCGCCAAUAAUCCAGAUCCUGCGAGCUACCGGCUUCCACUCAACGCGACCUUCAGUCUUGGACACCCUGGUCGAUAUAGCUGCGCGAUACAUACUUCUUCUCGCCUCCUCAGCCGCUGAGCAUGCCAUAAACAGUCACCCAGACGAGCCAGUACCAGAUCUAGAGGAUAUUCGCCUCGCGCUACAAGAUGCUGGAGCAUUGCGACCGCAGUUAAGAGAGAUGGAGGAGCUGUGGCAGGGCGAGGAAGAUCUUAGGGGAAUAGAAGCCUUCCUGAGCUGGUUUACUGGCCCUGCAAAUCGCGAGAUUAGGCGUAUUGCAGGAUUUGUUCCUAGCCAGGGCGAUGUGAUCGAAGCGGAGUCGCUCGAAAAGGAGGACUACCUCACGUCCCUCAAAAAGAAACAUAGCAAGACAGGCGAAGAGUCGCGAUAUGCCGGCACCGUCCUGGGAAAGAGUGCAGAGGAACAUCCGGUCGUUAUCGAGGGUGGCUAUCCCAGUAUUCGCGACUGGGGAUUGCAGAUCAAAUACCGAGAAGGUUCCUCGGAAAGCGCCUCAUCCACGGUGAGCAGCGUACCGACUGAUCUGUCAGAGAUGGAAGAAAUGGACGUAUGAGGAGAGCAGUCAAAGCGCGACUAUCUACUCGAACCCUUUGCACAUGCCUGUCAGAGUCUGUUAUUAUUCUCUUGGCAACUCAAAAUAUUGGCUUUCCGAGCGACAAAUCCCCAUCUCAUGGAACUGGAGCAUGCUCUCCGGUCUCGAGGUUGGACGGCAUGCGGAGGGGAUUUGCAUUCGACAAACACGUAUCUCUACUCGAGAGUGACCGUAUCAUUACAAGUGGUUCCAUUAAUCAGAUGUCCGGAGCGGCUAAAAGCAGCCACGAAGGCUGAGAGAUCAGGCAGUCCCAUUGAAAGAAACAGGACAAGACGCCGGACUGGAAAGCAUCCAGUUUUGGCAUACUAUAGGGCAAAAUGGAGCUCUUCUGGGAAAUUGUGACCUUGCAUCGCCUCCAAUAACGUGGAUGA